UGUAUUGGAGAAAAUAAGAGUCUUAGCAAUAAGAAAGAAUGCGAGACAACUGUCUGGUGUUAGUGGAGAUGAAUCAACUUUUUCUCUUUGCAUUUCUAUUAUGGGGAUUUAAUUUAAUAUGAAUUUGCCUAAUGAUUUGUCAGUUUAGUGGUUCUUGUCUAUGAUGGAAAAUUGUACUAUGGUUAGUGGUUCUAGUCUAUGUGUUUUAAAUGUUAGCAGUUAGAUUGUUGUUAUGGAUAGUUGAGGAAAAGACACCUAAAUUUGUAGUGGUGGGCACAAUGUGCUUUGCUGUCUAGACUCUAGAGAAUGGCCGUGACUACUAGACCCACCAACCGGCCUAAGCUUGUGCCUAUAUAGGAGUGGCCGAGUGUGAAAAAUCGAACAAUCCCAAAAUGAAAUGCUCAAAUGACAAAAUCAAAAUUGAAUUCCGUCAAAUAUAUUAUGAUAUAUGGUUUGAUGAUUUGAGCUGGUUUAUAACUGGUUCAAUGUUUGGUUAACUUCGGUUAACGAUCAUAAGUUUUGUAUAUAUAAGCUUAAGAAUGUUUUAGUUGUUUUUAACGCUUGUAACAAACUCUGACGAGAGAUUAAUAAAGUUUGUUAUCUUCUUCUUCAAUCUCUCGUUAUUCUCCGAUACACCGGAGCUUAAUAUGGUAUCAGAGCGUUCUAUUAAGCUUCCGCAUUCUCUUCUUUGUUGUUUCCGGUGAUUGAUCGGAGUUUGUUGAGCUAAAUCGGAGCUCGUUGAAGUACUUUCUUUCGAUUUUUCCUUUUGAUUUCGUCGGAAUUUUUCCAUUCUGUUUCUUUCUUUUCUUCAAUUGACCUUUGUGUUGACGAAUCUUUGCUUCUCUUUACAAUAUUCGUUACACUUUUCUUUGCGAUUUCCUAUUUCUUAUACUGAGAAUGGGAUCUUGUGUUCGACCAUCAUUGUUUCCGACGGAUCAACCACCGCAACUACCGCCUAAUGCUGAGCAUAAUCGAUAUCAGAUGGAUCGAUAUGAGAAUCCUUUUCAUCUUCAUAACAAUGAUCACGCAGGUUUGAUUCUUGUUUCUGAUCGAUUGACCACAGCUUCUGAAUUUCCGGCUUGGAGACGUUCUAUGUGGAUGGCUUUAAAUGUUCGUAAUAAGCUAGGAUUCAUAGAUGGAACGAUUGUUAGGCCUUCGAUAGAUCAUAAAGAUUAUGGAGCUUGGUCUAGGUGUAAUGAUGUUGUUGCGACUUGGUUAAUGAACUCUGUUGAUAAAAAGAUUGGGCAAAGUUUGCUAUUCAUAUCAACUGCUGAAGGUAUAUGGAAGAAUUUGCUUACUAGGUUCAAGCAGGAUGAUGCACCUAGAGUUUUUGAUAUAGAACAACGAUUAAGUAAACUAGAGCAAGGCUCAAUGGAUAUUUCUGCAUAUUAUACGGCAUUGCUUACUUUGUGGGAGGAACACAAGAAUUAUGUUGAGUUACCAGUUUGUUCUUGUGGUAAAUGUGAGUGUGAUGCUGCAGUCAAAUGGGAGAAACUUCAGCAAAGAAGUCGUGUGACUAAGUUUCUUAUGGGACUGAAUGAAGGAUAUGAACAAACCAGACGUCAUAUUCUUAUGUUAAAGCCUAUCCCUACAAUUGAAGAAGCUUUUAACAUUGUUAGUCAAGAUGAGAGGCAGAAGAACAUUAGACCAGCUACUAGAAUUGAUUCUGUUGCUUUUCAAGCUACUGCUCCUAUGGUGGAUAAUGCAGACUAUGGCUAUAUUGCAGCUUAUAACACAGGAAGACCAAUACAAAAACCGAUUUGCAGUAACUGUGGGAAGAUGGGUCAUACGGUUCAGAAGUGUUUCAAGAUUCAUGGGUAUCCACCAGGCUACAAGACUAAUGCACCUUACAGGAAUAAUGGUCAACUACAAAUUCAACCAAGGAUGCAAACAACACAGUUUCAGCCUAGGAUGCCACAACAACCUAUGCAACCUAUGGUCGCUCAAAUGCAGUUAACUUCCCCAAUGCAAUUGGUUCCAUAUGCUAAUACAAUGCAGAAUGCAAAUGCUUAUGCAAAUUCACAUGCAAAUAGCUAUUCAGUAGGUUCUUCUCUGCCUGGUCAACCUCAAGUUACUACUGGUGGUAACAAUGUGAAUCUUCAAGAUCUUACAACAGACCAAAUUCAGAGUCUAGUUUCUCAAUUCAAUUCGUCUGUCAAGGUUCAAGAGACUGAAGUUCCUUCUCCUAGUAUGUCUGGUCCAAUGGCUACUAUUACUGAACAUGGAUUAAUGGCUCAGACUUCUAUUUCUGGAACUUUCUCAGGGCUUGAUGAUUGGGAGGGGUAAACUAUAUAACAAUCUAUACAUUCUUGAAACAGAGAACAAAUCCCUUUCCACAUCAACACCUGCAGCUUGUUCAUUUUCUGGUUCUGUUUUGACUGAUGGUCUUCUUUGGCAUCAAAGGCUUGGACAUCCGUCUUCAAGUGCUUUACAAAAAUUAGUUAGUGUCAUUCCUUCUUUAAAAUCUUUACAGAGUCAUGAAUUUCAUUGUUCUAUUUGUCCUUUAGCAAAGCAAAAACGAUUAGCAUAUGUUUCACAUAAUAAUCUUGCAAGUAAAGCUUUUGAUUUAGUCCAUCUUGAUGUUUGGGGUCCUUUUAGCAUUGAGUCUGUAGAAGGUUUCAAAUAUUUUUUAACACUUGUUGAUGAUUGUACUAGAACUACUUGGAUUUAUAUGAUGAGAAAUAAAGGAGAAGUUUCUGUUGUUUUUCCUGUUUUUAUCAAAUUCAUUGCUACUCAAUAUAAUGCAAAAAUAAAGGCUAUUAGAUCAGAUAAUGCACCUGAACUUGCUUUUCCAGAUCUCAUUAAGGAACAUGGUAUGAUGCAUUAUUUUUCAUGUGCAUAUACACCUCAACAAAAUUCUGUGGUUGAACGCAAACAUCAACACUUGUUAAAUGUUGCUAGAGCUCUUUUGUUCCAGUCAAAUAUUCCUUUACAAUAUUGGAGUGAUUGUGUUUUAACUGCAGCUCAUUUGAUAAAUAGACUGCCAUCUCCGAUAUUGAACAAUAAAUCACCAUAUGAAUUACUUCUUAAUCGUUUACCUGACUAUACUUUGUUAAAGAGUUUUGGAAGUUUAUGCUAUGUUUCUACAUAUGUUCAGGAUAGAAAUAAAUUUUCUCCUAGAGCUAAGCCAUGUGUGUUCUUAGGAUAUCCUUCUGGUUUUAAAGGCUAUAAGGUUCUUGAUCUUGAAUCACAUUCCAUUUCCAUUUCUCGUAAUGUUGUGUUUCAUGAAACUAAGUUUCCAUUCAAAACUAGUGAAUUGUUGUCUAAGUCUGUAGACAUGUUUCCUAAUUCAAUCUUGCCAUUGCCUGUUCCUCUGCAUUUUGUUGAUUCACCAUCUGCAUAUGAAAACUCAGAAAAUAACACAUCUGCAUCAUUCUCACCACCUAGUACCAUUCAUGUUACACAAAAUACAGAGACACAGGAUACAGGUAUUGAUUCUGUUCCUAUUGCUAGGCCUAAACGAAACACUAAAGCACCUACUUAUUUGUCUGAGUAUCAUUGUUCUCUUGUUCCAUUUUCAUCUUCUUUACCACCAACAGCUGAAAUUUCUAAGCCAACUCCAGAUAUUCCUUCUACUUCAUCUUCUUCUACUUUACCACAUACACAUAAAACUCCCUAUCCUCUUUCCUCUGUUGUCUCAUAUACUAAGCUAAAUUCUCCUUUUCAAUCCUAUAUCUUUUCCUAUAAUACUGAAACUGAGCCAAAGACAUUUCGCCAAGCUAUGAAGUCUGAAAAAUGGACUAAGGCUGCUAAUGAGGAGCUUCAUGCUCUUGAAUCUAACAACACUUGGGUUGUGGAAACUUUACCUGAAGGAAAGAAUGUUGUGGGAUGUAAAUGGGUAUUCACUAUUAAAUAUAACCCUGAUGGUACAGUAGAAAGAUACAAAGCAAGGCUUGUUGCUCAGGGGUUUACUCAACAGGAGGGGAUUGAUUAUCUAGACACUUUUUCACCUGUUGCAAAAUUAACAAGUGUGAAAUUGAUGCUUGGUUUAGCCUCUG
This is a messenger RNA of Arabidopsis lyrata subsp. lyrata, 3998 nucleotides long. RefSeq lists its product as uncharacterized. Gene Ontology annotation, molecular function: zinc ion binding; nucleic acid binding. The record is from RefSeq and is a predicted model, not a curated record. The transcript is spliced from 2 exons. Lineage: Eukaryota; Viridiplantae; Streptophyta; Magnoliopsida; Brassicales; Brassicaceae. Bases 898 to 2286 code for a protein of 462 amino acids.